AUGCGGCAGGGUGGUCGCGCUGUGCUGAGGAGAGGCGGCAGUGCGGCGCAGGCAACGAGAUGCUUGCACCACCAUCGCCAACGGCACCAGCUCAUGCCAGCCGCUCUCGGGGUGUCGUCGCGGAUCGUUGCGGAUAGCGCCUCGUCUCUCACGCCAGCGACACUCGCAACGACAACACAGAGGGCCUUGUUGCACAUCAUGAACAAUGGCAGCAGAAGUGGCAGCAGCAGCGGUCACAGCAGUGGCGAUGCAAACAACACUGCUGCGUCAGCACUGGCGUGGACAACUUCGCCAGCUUCAAGCGACAACAACACCAAUGAUGAUGCGCGACGCCUUCUCGGAGAUGGAGGCGACACUGGGCUGAACUUUGAGUUGCGCUCGCCGCUGCUGAUGGCCAGGCGACCGUUUCAUGUCGCCACACCAUCACUAGAGGCUGCGAAGCUGAUCGCAGACGAGUCCAAGGUCGAGCAGAAGGUGAAGCGCCUCCUCACGCAGAAGCUCAAGGAGCAGAAGAACCCGGCGUACAACCUCAUCAUCGAUAAGCGCGCCAUGGAGGAUGCUGACAAGAAGGCGAAAGCGGCUGCAAAGAAGGCUCCAAUCUACAAACGCAUCUGGACCAAGCAGUUCUGGACGGACAUGUAUCGUGCUGCUGUGCGGGAGGCGCAGCACUACAAGGCCGGCUUCCAGCUGCUGUGGACGGACAUCCGGCUGUCGUUCCGGUAUCUGCGCCGCGUCCUCAACGGCGAGCAGCUCAGCAGACGAGAGCGCAAGCAGUUUGUGCGGACGGCCGGCGACAUUUUCCGGCUCGUGCCGUUUUCAGCGUUUAUUAUUGUGCCCGGAAUGGAGCUCCUGCUGCCAUUUGCAAUCAAGUUCUUCCCCGGGAUGCUGCCGUCGCAGUUCCAGGAGACAAAGACCAAGCUCGCGCGGCAAAAGGCGGAGCUGCGCGUCAAGUUGGACAUGGCGAAGUUCCUGCAGGCGACGCUUGAGGACAUGGCACUGAGCAAAGGCAAAGGCAGCACCAAGCACACCUCUCUUGCUGCCGAAUUCACAAAGUUCCUCGAGGAGAACCGCAAGGCCGGAUAUGUGCCUGCCUCUGCCAUCCUGAAGUACGCGCCGCUCUUCAAGGACAACUUGACACUGGACACGCUCGACGCCCCGCAGCUCAGGGCACUCUGCAAACUCCUCAACGUCCCAUCCAUCGGGUCCAUUGCAAUGUUGCGGUUCCAGCUGCGCACGCGUCUCCGCGCCCUACACGCCGAUGACCUGAUCAUUGCAAAGGAAGGCGUUGGUUCCCUCACCACAUCUGAGCUGCAGGUAUUGCAUCAUGCUGGUCAUGGUGGCGAUGGUUGGUGA
Molecule: messenger RNA, 1353 nt
Organism: Salpingoeca rosetta
Lineage: Eukaryota; Choanoflagellata; Craspedida; Salpingoecidae
Exons: 11
Coding region: 1-1353 (450 amino acids)
Biological process (GO): intracellular monoatomic cation homeostasis
Cellular component (GO): mitochondrial inner membrane
Molecular function (GO): ribosome binding
Source: RefSeq, a predicted model, not a curated record